CUUGUAUAAGGCAGAGGUAGAGCGUGGUCAAACUUGUGAACUCUUUUGCACCCCAGCUGUUUGGAAUGGUCCUGCAGGCUGGAUUCUCUGGAUCAAAGUCAAAGAUGAUGGCUCUUGUCUUAUUCCUGUCAAUGAUUAUCUGCUGCGGAGGAGCGCAACGUUCUGAACCAAUGUUCACAGCUGUAACGGAAUCCAUCCUCCCACCAGACUAUGAAAAUAACCCAACGCAACUCAACUAUGGCGUGGCUGUCACAGACGUGGACAAUGACGGAAAGUUUGAAAUUAUUGUGGCUGGAUAUAAUGGACCAAAUCUAGUGUUGAAAUACAUCAAAGAAAAGGGCCGGCUAGUGAACAUAGCAGUGGAUGAGCGGACCUCCCCAUAUUAUAACCUACGAGAUCGCCAAGGAAAUGCCAUUGGGGUUACUGCCUGUGAUAUUGAUGGCGAUGGAAGGGAAGAAAUAUACUUUCUGAACACCAACAAUGCCUUCUCAGGUAUGGCUACUUACCCCGAUAAGCUGUUUAAGUUUCGAAAUGGACGCUGGGAGGACAUCCUCAGUGACGACGUGAACAAAAAGCGGAAUCUUGCUAGUUUCUUUGCUGGGCGCUCUGUGGCUUGCAUUGACAGGAAGGGUACAGGAAAAUACUCCAUCUAUGUUGCAAACUAUGCCAGCAGCAAUGUGGGUCCUCAUGCUUUGAUUGAACUGGAUGAAGCGGCUAGUGAUGUUCCAAGAGGAAUCGUUGCACUUUCAAAUGUGGCAGCAGAAGCCGGAGUGAACAAGUACACAGGCGGACGUGGAGUUACCGUUGGACCCAUCGUGAAUUCGGCUGCUUCUGAUAUAUUCUGCGACAACGAAAAUGGCCCUAACUUUCUGUUUCAGAAUAAAGGAGAUGGAACGUUUGUCGAUAUUGCUGCAAGCGCAGGAGUGGAUGAUACGUAUCAGCAUGGACGAGGAGUUGCCUUAGCAGACUUUAAUAGGGAUGGAAAAGUAGAUAUCGUGUAUGGAAACUGGAAUGGGCCGCAUCGUCUUUUUUUGCAAAUAAAUACAAAUGGAAAAGUUCGCUUCCGGGAUAUUGCUACUCAGAAGUUCUCAAUGCCAUCUCCAGUCCGCACUGUGAUCGCUGCCGACUUCGAUAAUGAUCAAGAGCUUGAAGUCUUUUUUAAUAACAUCGCCUCCAGGGUGUCUUCAGCAAACCGUAUGUUCAGAGUUGGACGUCGAGAACAUGCUGAUCCUUUUAUGGAAGAGCUCAACCCAGGAGAUGCCUCUGAAAGCGAUGGACGGGGAACUGGUGGAGCUGUGACGGAUUUUGACGGUGAUGGCAUGCUGGAUUUAAUCUUGUCUCAUGGAGAAUCAAUGGCUCAGCCAUUAUCAGUAUUCAAAGGAUUACAGGGCGUGAAAAACAAUUGGCUUCGAGUGAUACCGCGUACCAAAUACGGUGCCUUUGCACGUGGGGCAAAAGUCGUCCUGUACACAAAAAAGAGUGGCGCUCAUUUAAGAAUUAUAGAUAGCGGGUCUGGUUAUCUUUGUGAGAUGGAACCUGUGGCUCAUUUUGGACUAGGACAGGAUCUGGCUAGUAGCUUGGAGGUGACGUGGCCCAAUGGUCAGAUUUUUACCCGUGGCCUUACUGAAGGUGAAAUAAACACUGUACUGGAAAUUAUGUACCCCCCUGAUGAGGACAGCGUAACCAAGCCAACAAAUAUUGAGUGCGGCCAGGGCUUCUCCAUGAAUGAAAACGGACAUUGCAGAGACACAGAUGAGUGCAUACAGUUCCCGUUCGUGUGUCCCAGGGAAAAGCCAAUCUGUAUAAACACUUACGGAGGGUACAAAUGCCGUCCAAAUAGAAAAUGCAGCCGGGGCUUUGAACCCAAUGAGGAUGGAACAGCCUGUGUUGCCCAGGUAGCUUAUUUUGGAUCCUACCCGUCAUCUGCGUCCAGAUUUCCGGCUCAGUUCUUGCACUGUUCUGCGAUCCUGUUAGGCCUCGGAUUUUAUGUACAGCUAUACAGUCUCUGAAUUGUUCCAGCUCUAAAAAAAAAAAAGUCUGCGUGUUCCUCUCAACAUCUACACUAUGUCAAAGAACAGUCUGCUGCUGAAACCCAAUGCUGGUCGGGGAAUCUGGUGGUCACUGCUGCGAGCAUAAGAGAAUGGACUUUGAAGCUUAGAGUGAAUAGUGAUAUUUUCGUAAAAACAAGUUGUUUGUUAAUGUUAUGCAUGUUUUCUGAGAAAACUGAUGAGAACCUCCAUCUAAGAUCAUGCUGAAGACUCAGUCUCAGAUAUCCUCUUUGAAGUCAUAUUUUCUAUUUCACUCUGUUUUUUUUAAAUGUUGCCCAGAAAUCAUGGUUAACUCUUUUGCAGCAAGAGGCAAUGACUGUUCUUUCAGUGAAAAAGUUAAUCCUGGUUGGUUGCUUGUAAAUGGUUUUAAUACUAUAUAUAUAUAUAUAUAUGGCCUAAAUGGUCUGUGUUAUUAACCUGCUAACUUUCUCUAAAGGAAAAAGCCUUAUAAUUUAUAAUUUUUUUUUAAUGGAUUGAAAGCAAGGUGUUAAAGUUCGACUAUUUUGUCUUCCAAGUUCCAACCAUUGACAAUGUAAGAUAUAAAAAGUCCAGUGUAUUGAAGAGAAAAGGUGUAGAAUGCCCUUUAAAAGCACAAUAAUGAGCAAAGGAACAUAGUAAAGUUUAAAGACAUAAGGCACAACUGAUUUAUUCAUAAUUAGGAAUACUCUCAUACGCUCUAAUUCCGUUGGCUUGUUUUUUUAUUAGAUAGAAAGCACACAAAACAUAAGUUGGUCAUUAAUUUUAAAGAAUGGGUGUUAAACCAAAUCUUUGUUUUGACCGCACCAGAGAUGCAAUCAAGCUCUACUUGUGUUAGUCUUCUGAGGGUCACCUGG
Spea bombifrons (plains spadefoot toad) is the source of this 2881-nucleotide messenger RNA. RefSeq names its product cartilage acidic protein 1 (gene CRTAC1). Gene Ontology annotation, molecular function: calcium ion binding. NCBI's taxonomy places the organism in Eukaryota, Metazoa, Chordata, Amphibia, Anura, Pelobatidae. Gene Ontology annotation, biological process: axonal fasciculation. The record is from RefSeq and is a predicted model, not a curated record. The transcript has 15 exons. The coding region runs from base 66 to 2009 and encodes 647 amino acids.